AUGUGGUUUUUUACCUGGAUUAAUUGGCUUUUUCAUCGGAUCUUCUGCCAUCGUGUGGAAGAGCCCGAGGAGCAAGAAACACUGCCGACACAUUCAAUAUGGAAACUUUUGCUAAAAUAUUUGCUAAAAUAUUUGAUCGCGGUUGGAGCGGCGGUUAAUGUGUUUCUUAACGUUUGGACUCUAAGCCGACAAACGAUUGUCAGCUGGAAAUGCACGUCCUCAUAUCUCGAGUUUUUGUGGGUGGUUAUCACAUUAAUUCCGGUCUGCUUUGCGGUAGUAGCUGCAUCGUUCGAGUGGUAUAACUAUACCCAGAGCGGGCUUCAAUGGACUUUGGGGCCCAGAUUCUUUUACUCUCUGUCAAAUAUUGCUGGUGCUGUACAUGUUCUUUUCGGGACAGUGAUGCUUUCAUCUGUCCUGUUUAUUGGAACAUUAGAUGCAUUGGGGGUAGUCGGACGGUUGACAGCUUCAACUGUUGUCUGUCAAUUUAUCACAGCGCUGGAGUUGGAGCGUCUGGAGGAUCAUAUCACAGAACAAGAGAAAAAGAAGCCUCAUGGGCAACCCGGGCCUGGGAUGCGAGCUGAGGAGUUGCAAAAGGAGCGAGAGAGAAAAGGAGAGUUUAUCUCAUUGUUGCAAAUGGAACGCUGUGCUAUAGCUAUUGAAGGUUCGAGCACUCGAUCGUGA
This is a messenger RNA of Penicillium expansum, 681 nucleotides long. RefSeq lists its product as uncharacterized. Lineage: Eukaryota; Fungi; Ascomycota; Eurotiomycetes; Eurotiales; Aspergillaceae. The record is from RefSeq and is a predicted model, not a curated record. The transcript has a single exon. The coding region runs from base 1 to 681 and encodes 226 amino acids.